This is a messenger RNA of Eleginops maclovinus (Patagonian blennie), 1269 nucleotides long. It is a transcript of the gene smpx, whose product is annotated as small muscle protein X-linked. The record is from RefSeq and is a predicted model, not a curated record. The transcript is spliced from 5 exons. Lineage: Eukaryota; Metazoa; Chordata; Actinopteri; Perciformes; Eleginopidae. The coding region runs from base 215 to 520 and encodes 101 amino acids. Gene Ontology annotation, cellular component: costamere; muscle tendon junction; M band.
AGCACACACAUACACACCUUUAACUCUGUCAGAUCACAGUUUCCCUCUGAGCUUGUAGAUGUAUCAGUGUAUAGCGUACAUAUACCAAUGUAUGUGUAUGUGUGUUUCUGAGUUUUUCAGUGUCAGAGCAAAAAUAGGCCAGGGCAAUUGCAGUCACUGGUGCUUUAAAGAUUCAAGUGUCAGGUUUUAAUGAAGAUGCAAAAACGAACAUAGCAUGCAUGUGUCAGUGGACUUACCUGGGGGGAUUAUGUCCAAACCUUCGUCCAACGUUAAGGCCCUUCAGGCUAAUUUGAACAUCCCGAUGGGAGCUCUGCGUCCAGGGGCGGGACAUCCUGUCAAGAGGAGAGAGGAGACAGUAGACAUAGAAGAGGCUCCUUUACCAGAGGAGCCCAUCGCCGCAGCCCAGACGCCAGAGGAGAAGAAGGCCAUGCCGGGCGCGGUAAAACUGCCCGGUCCUGCUGUUAACCUGUCAGAGCUGCAGAACGUCAAGAGCGAACUACGAUGGGUAACCAAGGACUAACAUGAUCCCCAGCAAGGCGAAGGCAAAGGAGAGAUAAUCUUUACAAACAGACUUGCCCACUGCCACUGAAGACUGAGCAAACUACAAUCUAAUCCCAACAUGUUCCAACAACAACAGCUCUCGAGAAGCCAAUGGUUGCAGAAAAUGUUCAGCGUUUAACCAAAACCACUACGACGCAGGCAUCCAUCAGUCCUCUAAAGGUCAAAGCACUGCAAAUAUAUUUAUCUUCCCAUGUCAGAUAGUUGUGUCACUACUGUAAAUUCAAACUUGAAUCAUAGUUUGUACAAAGUGAAUGUGAUAAAGCAAGAUAUUCUGGCUUGCUUUUGCUGCAGAGGAGACUCAACCUAACUCAGACUUUUAGAAGUAAGUGAGUUGUGUUGCAAUAACAGCAUAUUCUUCAGCAUAAAUUCUUUGUUUUAUUUAAGUGUUUUGAGUGUUUUAAGUCUAAAGUAGCUGGCUUAGAAGGACAUUUGUUGUACAAAUAAAGAAUUCAAACUGAUUCUCCUUCUUUAUGAUGACACUUACUGUCUAUACUGUCAAAACUCCCAACCACGAUUCAUAGUGAGGAUUUCAAUUAUAUCAUAAUUUCUAAAUGUUUAACAAUUUGAAAAGAUGCGAUGGGAGUUCAUUUCAACUGUACUGUUUUUUUUGGCAGGGGAACUUUAAUCUUUUACUUGUUUUAUUGUUGUGAUUCCCAAAAACUGGUAUCUUUGUGAAAAUGUUGCAAUAAAACAAUAUGGUUCUAAAUA